Messenger RNA from Colossoma macropomum (tambaqui), 525 nucleotides. RefSeq lists its product as uncharacterized. The transcript has 2 exons. The coding region runs from base 223 to 525 and encodes 100 amino acids. The record is from RefSeq and is a predicted model, not a curated record. NCBI's taxonomy places the organism in Eukaryota, Metazoa, Chordata, Actinopteri, Characiformes, Serrasalmidae.
AUUUGCAGUCAAACUCGUGUGCCCAGCUCAGGAGUGUCCUCUAGGAAGCCCUGGCUUGAGCUGGAGAGAGACGAAAGAGUGAAAAAAUACAAAAGACUGUGAGGGAUAGUCUAAAGCAGACACAGCCACUCACUCAGUCACUCUUAAGUGGUGCUUCAAAGCCUACAUACAGGCAGACGUACUCCUUCACAUCCUACAGACUGCAUCAAAUACACUGCAGAGAUGAUUUUCCGCCUGCCUCGCCUGACUCCCGGCUACAUCCGCUACCUGCAGACCCAGGCCAUGCAGACGAUCACCUACAGGGCUGGUGAUGUGGUGAUGCCACGGUUGGCUGUGCUCCUUGGGGCGCUGGGUAUUGGGAUGUCGGGUUAUAGCUCUCAUCAGCUCGCCCUGCACCACCACCCCUCCGCCCGAGUGCUCCAGUGGCUGGAGAGAACAGCGCCUCCACGUGGUCAAACAACUUCCGCCCUGGCCACCCAACUGCAGAACCUCGGCCAGCAUAGCCCUACCCCUAAAGUGCCUUAG